GCGGUUGGUUGUCGAGAAUUAUGAACGUGUCCAAGUCCAACUGGGUCAAUCCUUAUGGCACCGACGAUGCUCCGCCCAUGUCCCUGCGCUACUUGAAUGAGUUCGUGGGAAAGUUGCAGUGUGCGUCUCAUUUGCUGCAACUCCAGAUCUUUCCCGACGCCAAAGAAAUCUCCGAGAGCAUGGGUCUCUUCAACGCGGCGCGCCGUUUCCUCGACUUGGACGACGCCGACGACUCGGUGGAUGGGAUCGUCGUGGUGGGCGACGGGUCUACUCCCCGAACGGCGGCCAUGUUUGCCUACCGAACCAAGGGCUGGACAUGCUACAGCGUUGACCCGGAGAUGCGCCUGUCAACGGACGCCGAACGAGUUCCCUGGGACGGGAUUCAGAAGGUCGUGCCCAUUAGAGCCAAGAUCGAAGACAUCCAGAUCCACCUGCGCCGCGCCAUCGUCGUGCUGGUGCAUGCCCACGUCACUUUGGACCAAGCGCUGGCUUCCGUCCACGCAGACACGAUCGUCGGCGUCGUGACCGUUCCAUGCUGCAAUUGGUAUGGCAACCAAGAGCAACUCUUUCAACGACACCCAGAUAUCGUGUACGACGACUACAGCAUCCUCUCCGACCACCGCGAAGUGCGACUGUGGCGUCACAAUGCUGGCAUCGACAGCGUCGGGCUGAAUCAAUCGACUAAAGCUAUGACUGGCUGCGUGGUCAAAUCCUUUGUGAGUCCGCAGGACAGCAUCGACGCCAAGUCGGCCGCGUUGCAGCUCCUUCAUGACGACACGCUGGUCAAGAUGGUCCGCGGAAGUAUCGGCACUUCCGAGCUAUGGGGCCCGCUACUGUCAAUCUUAACACCGUUGCUCGUCCUCCGCGACAACCUUCGCAUUGGAGUCCUCGGCGAUGCCUCCAAAGAGUUUACAUCUCACUUUCACCAAGCUAACAAUGUCGGCGGUGGUACUACUCUGAUUGAGUCGUUUCAAUUGAAUGGCCAGUACGACUUGGUGCUGGAUCUGGGGAUGCUGCAUGAAUGCAUGUACCUGAUUGAGUCGCGCGUGUCGUCGGCGCUCGUGCUCAAGCUGUGUCAGUCGUUCCAAAGCACGCUUACUAAUCCGAACGGGGUGUUUGUGUGUGUGACCCCCCGUCGCAAACUCAAAGGCACGUCGUACUUUGCAAAGUACGUACCGAGAGGAAUGGGUCUGGUCUUAUGAUUUGAAUACGAGACUUAUAGCCCCCAGCUCAAGUGGAGGUUGGAGAGCCACUCCGUGGGCACUUCGUUUGUACUCGUGUGUCGACAACAAGCCCCGAAACCCACUGCGCCGUCCAGGGACCAAGUGCUGGCAGAUUUAAACGCAGUCGCGACCAACUUUCCCGACCAAGCUGCUCCACGAAUUGUGGGGGAGAUCACCGGCGUUCGCAUCAAAAGUCGAAAGCUGACGUUUCUGGACGUGAGUGUGAACGGAGUGGCCAUGCAAGUGGUGCUCAGUCGCGCGAAUAUGACGCAGGGACAUGUGGCCAACCCCGAUGACGUGGCGCGACACUUGCGGGUGGGAGACACCGUCUGCGCCCAAGGCGCGCUCGAGUCACCUGAGAAACUCGAUGCACAUGUGAUUAGUAUCGUCGCCAGUCGACCAGUGCCCGUGAAACCUCGAUAUGGCAUUCAAUAACACACACCCCUCAACUCUCCAGCGUCGAGUGCUGUACAGUUCUCCGGAGUAAGUACUACUACCUCUGUCCGGAAGUAGUUGCAGCAUUCAGAAUAAUUUAAUAAUGAG
Molecule: messenger RNA, 1766 nt
Organism: Aphanomyces astaci
Lineage: Eukaryota; Oomycota; Saprolegniomycetes; Saprolegniales; Verrucalvaceae
Exons: 8
Coding region: 21-1202 (393 amino acids)
Source: RefSeq, a predicted model, not a curated record